This is a messenger RNA of Cryptomeria japonica (Japanese cedar), 1094 nucleotides long. Its product is annotated as ethylene-responsive transcription factor 15-like. Gene Ontology annotation, biological process: ethylene-activated signaling pathway; regulation of DNA-templated transcription. The record is from RefSeq and is a predicted model, not a curated record. The coding region runs from base 129 to 1094 and encodes 321 amino acids. Lineage: Eukaryota; Viridiplantae; Streptophyta; Pinopsida; Cupressales; Cupressaceae. Gene Ontology annotation, molecular function: DNA-binding transcription factor activity; DNA binding. The transcript has a single exon.
AAUACCUACUCUAAAAUAGCUCAAGAUCGGUGUUUUUAGGGUUUGAAACAAAGUGGAAAGCUACUCAAAAACAGCUCAAGAUCGCUAUUUUAGGGUUUGGAAGAAAGGAGAAAGCGUAGCAGAUAACGAUGGGUGGCGGUGGCUUUGGAGGGAUGCAAUCAGCUUCUUGCGAAGCUGAAGACAAAGAUGGGCUUCUGGAGAACAUAUGGAUUCGAUUUCUUGCGGGGGUCUCUGAAAGAUCCUGCAUAACCUCAGAUGGGCAAACUCGGGCUACAGACCUUGCAGAGGAGGAAGGAGUAAUCAUCAGCUCUUUUAAAGAAAAUCAAAUCUCUGUGAAAGGAAACAGGGGAAAUCAGAUUGAGUUGCCAUUACAGCAGCAAUCAGAAUUUAAUUAUGGUGGAUUGUCAUCAGUAGAAGAUUUCGAAACCCUCCCUUACCUUGAAGAACAGAGUAGAUUGCCAUCAGUUGGAAACAUGCCUAUUCCCAUGGCGGCUAAGGUAAGAACCUGUUCUCCAAUUGAAGAAUCUGAGCAUUUAAAUGUGAGUGCCGCCAUUCCUGAUAAGAAAGCUGGGAUUUUGCCGAAACAGGGGGGAAUAGAAAAGCGUUACAGAGGGGUUCGGAGGCGUCCAUGGGGGAAAUUUGCAGCGGAAAUAAGGGAUUCGACGAGGCGAGGCACGAGGCUUUGGCUGGGCACAUUCUCAACUGCAGAAGCGGCAGCCAUGGCGUACGACAAAGCUGCUUUCAAAAUGAGGGGGCCUCGCACAUUCCUCAACUUUCCAGUUGAAGUUGUGUGUAGGGCAUUGGCGCAUGACCUCAAUUCGGGAACAACCGUCUCUCACCCCAGUUCUGAUAUUUUGUGCAGAAAAAGAGGAUCUUUGGAAGAGGAGCAGCAGCCACAGAUGAAACGAUUCAAAAGCCAGCCGCAAAUUUGGACUUGUGAUGGCGUUGCUGAUGAUAUUUUCGGCUCAUUCGAAUUGGAGACAGACAUGAGUACGGAUUAUUGGGAGGAAUUGCUUCUUUCUGCUGAAACUAACGAACCCCAGGCCUUGUUAAAUCCACUAAUGACUAUCCCACUAGGAUGUAUCAAUGCAUAA